This is a messenger RNA of Miscanthus lutarioriparius, 366 nucleotides long. NCBI's taxonomy places the organism in Eukaryota, Viridiplantae, Streptophyta, Magnoliopsida, Poales, Poaceae. The record is from the annotation of a GenBank genome assembly.
AUGGCGGUACGUGCAAGCCUCUGCGCUGCCUCUCUGCCGUUCUCUUCUUUUUUUUCGCUCUUAUUAUUUCCCCACCCCACCGCGGUGGUGUUAGCUUGUGGGGAAUCGGUGUUUGCUGUCCUGAUCGAGGAGGAAUCAGGCCGCCCCUUGCCGAAGUUUGGUGAAUGGGAUGUCAAUGAUCCAGCUUCUGCAGAUGGAUUUACUGUCAUAUUCAACAAAGCCAGAGAUGAGAAGAAGGGUGGGAAUGGACAAGAUACUGAUUCACCUUCCAAGGACACUAGGACUGAGAGGGUGGAAUCUUAUGCUGCAAAACCAAGCACGAAGAAAUGGUUUUGUUGUGUGACAGCCAGCCCUACGCAAUCCUGA